This is a messenger RNA of Stegodyphus dumicola, 909 nucleotides long. RefSeq lists its product as uncharacterized. The record is from RefSeq and is a predicted model, not a curated record. NCBI's taxonomy places the organism in Eukaryota, Metazoa, Arthropoda, Arachnida, Araneae, Eresidae.
AUGGAAAGCACCCCCUGGGGACGCACCAAAGGUAGAGGUGUCCGAAUCAAGGGUAUCACUACGGCAUUGGAACAACCGUCAAAUAUCACAGUGUAUACUGACGGCUCUAAAAUUGACAACAAAGUGAGCAGUGCCUUCGUUGCCUUGUGUCCACCAAUAAUAAUACACAAAUGGCAAGGAGCCCUUAGGGACUUUAAUAGUGUUUUCGAAAGUGAAGCUAAACCCAUGGAACAGGCCAUACAAUAUAUACAACAAAAACAAAUUAGGAAAGUAACCAUUAAGACAGACAGUCUAUCCGUUUUACACGCCAUUAAUAAUGCGGAACAUUCAUCACCCACCAUAGCAUCCAUACAACAAAGAUUGCGAGAGAAUAAUGGACACUCCUACAUGCUGGAAUGGACUAAAGCACAUGUAGGAGAUUACGGAAAUGAGAUGGCAGAUAGUCUAGCUAAGGGCUCUAGGUGGAACUUCAGGUCUAGUCAACAUUCCUGGCCCAUUUCCCACCUCAGAAAAUCCUUGAGACUCCACGCUACGUCUAAACGACAGGAAGAAUUGGACCAAGGAGAGACAGAACGCAGAACUUUCUAUCAUCUAUCAUACGUUGAUUCGGAAAGGACUAUAAGUAAUCCACAGCUCAUACACUACAUUACGGGGCAUGGUCCCUUCCCGGAAUACUUUGCAAAACGCGGCAUCAGUGAGACGGAUAUAUGCAGCUGCGCAGAAGUGGGAACUCCGGAACAGUAUGUCACAACAUGUCCACUAACAACUGGACUACAUAUACUUAUCCCGCAGACCAAUCGUCAAGCGUUCUGUAAAUUUCUUAUAAAGCAACGUCAUCUCAUAUACAAACUAACAAAAGUAAUGGAUAAACUCUAUGCGCUUGGCACAGAUCUGUGUCAAACAGCCUAA